AUGUUAGACUCAUUUGAUCAGAAAAAGGCUCAGAUAUUGGCCGAAAUUGCAACGACUAAUGAAGCAAAUCCCGAUUUAUCUCCCAAGGGGACUAUUGACGAACUUUGCCUUCCGAUCAUGAACUCCAUAAAUUCGCAUAGUGAUAUGAUAACUACCUCAUCCUGUUCUGGAAGGGUCAGCGUUUUCUUAGAAGGGGACAAGAAGGGAAAUAGUAAGAUUGGAGCCAAGGGAGAUGGUGGUCAUUGGUUAUUUGUGACACAUGACAAGAGGCAAGUUUCUCGUUGGUGGAAAAACAUCGAUUUUGAGUGCCAAAUAGAGAAAUCCAACUUCAAACCCUCCAGAUUUGUCUUAUUCAAGUUUGAGCCUCUUAUUCUGCAUGUGAAAUGUAGAGACCUUACAACUGCCCAGAAACUAUAUCAAACAGCUAUGAGCUGUGGGUUUAGAGAAUCAGGUAUUGGCGUUAAUAAUAUAGUGGGGAUUCGAAUUUCCAUCAAGUUAGAUAUUCCUAUUGGGUACUUGAAUGAAGAAGGAAAGUGUGUUUUACUUGUGGAUGAGAAUUACCUGGAAUUUAUUGACAACCAGGCAAUCAACAGAUUCAAUGAAAAUGAAUCUAAAUUGAACCUGCUACACAGAAAGAUCAGUGAUAUGAUGUUCGCAACGACUGAGAUGAAAAUUGAGGAAACGAAAAAUGAAAGAAGAGAUAGGAAACGCCGCGAGGGACUCGCAAAGCAGGAAGCUUUAAUGAAGGAAAAAGGAAAGAAGUUAGAGAUGGGACAGAAUGAAGAACCUGAAGAUGGUUAG
Molecule: messenger RNA, 801 nt
Organism: Komagataella phaffii GS115
Lineage: Eukaryota; Fungi; Ascomycota; Pichiomycetes; Pichiales; Pichiaceae
Product: tRNA wybutosine-synthesizing protein
Exons: 1
Coding region: 1-801 (266 amino acids)
Biological process (GO): tRNA methylation
Cellular component (GO): cytoplasm
Molecular function (GO): tRNA methyltransferase activity
Source: RefSeq, a predicted model, not a curated record